Molecule: messenger RNA, 318 nt
Organism: Rotaria sp. Silwood1
Lineage: Eukaryota; Metazoa; Rotifera; Eurotatoria; Philodinida; Philodinidae
Source: the annotation of a GenBank genome assembly
AUGAAAAAUCGUAAUGUAAUCAAAGAACUAGUUUCGGAUACAGGAGACUCGAAGCGUCCACCAAUUGUUGGUAUUAAAAUAAACAAUUAUAAUAUCACAAAGAUUACAAAUGAAUAUAUAAAUUCAACAUUAAAUGUAGACUUUCCUCAAUUGGAAAUUGAGAUAUCUUUUGAUCGCUUAUCAACUCAAGCACCAUUGACAGUUGAAAAUGAUUUUUUUUCUAUAGGAUUCAAACGACUUUAUAUACUUGUUGCAUGUCAUCUUACUUCUGGACUCAUCAAGCAGACACUUUCACAAGCACCAGAAUCACAACAAUAG